UACGUCAUCAGUCUGCGCGCUAACACAAAAAUACAUGCAGCUAAGGAGAUGUAAGCCGAUAGAUGUGUUUGUAGAGAGGCUUGAACCUAGCUACCUGGAUUGUGCCAAGCGAAGACAGGUUGCUAUGACUGUCGCUUGCUUUGUUUUGACAUUUUUGCUGACACCGUUAUACGUGUAAUUAAUAACUUGACUUACUUGAAUUGACUCAGUUGUACUGCAAAGCAUUGAGCACUGUUGCGUCAGGCUGAAACUUAUUUACUUAUUUAAAUAUUUUUUCUCCGAAAAACAGCGCUUUUUUUCAGAUAAAUGCAAUACGCUUCCGUAGGAACGACAGCCCUUUGUCUGGAACGAUUUUAUUGACGCUGUCUAAAAUGCUCCGGAAGUGACCUUGUGAACUGCAGCGCUGCCACUUUUAAGUGUGCUCGUUGCGCUGCAGCUCUAAGCCACAGAAACAAACUGCAGCGGACGGAGAUAGCCGACUUUAAAUCACUGAACGUUAGCUGAUUAGAUGUUAUACGUUCACAUUUAUUGACGCACAGUUAGACACUUCAGUAAGCCACAGUGACACGUCAAUUAGCUUGGCUAGCCGUGUUAGCUAUCUAGCAUCCUUUCCCUGGCGUCACUUCCUACUUUUGCAACUCGCGCCCAGAGAGCAGCGAAACAGAUGGAGUUACAAGUGGGAACUGAACCAAUGUCACUGGGCUCUCCCACCUCUCCCAAGCCGGGCUCUGGAGCUCAGUUUCUACCCGGCUUCUUGAUGGGUGACCUUCCAGCUCCAGCUUCUCCCCAGCCACGCACCUUCAGUCUGGCUACGCCUAUUAUGGAGAGCACAGGUGGGGGAGGCUCCGCCCCACAGCCUGUUGUUCCUACCCCCAAGGAUAAGAGUGGAGCCCCACCUGUUCGCAGUAUUCAUGACGACCGGGUUACUGUUACUGCAACCCCCCUCAACAUGCACAGGCAGUGUUUUCCAGUUAUGCAGUCUCCCUUGUCUGCACGUGGGGCCUCAACUCCAGGAACAGGUAUGCAGCAGGUGUGCCUGUCUCCUGCUCAGAUGGAUCCUUUCUAUAGUCAGGGAGAGUCUCUGUCAUCUGAUGAUCAAUUGGACCAGACCUGGGUCACUGUGUUUGGUUUUCCUCCAGCUUCAGCCUCCUACAUUCUGCUGCAGUUUGCUCAGUAUGGAAACAUCCUCAAACAUACGAUGGCAUCUCCUGGUAACUGGAUGCACCUUCAGUAUCAGUCCAGACUUCAGGCCAGAAAAGCAUUGUCUAAAGAUGGAAAAGUGUUUGGUGACGCCAUCAUGGUGGGAGUCAAACCCUGCAUAGACAAGAGUGUGAUGGACAGCAGUAUGGCCAUCUCUUCUCCCCUGUCCUCCUCUUCUGUCCUCCCAUCCACUCCUCGCUCAGCCAUCAGACCUCUCAGCGCCACUUGCACAAACUCUGGCAGCGACUACCAGGUGGUAGCAGACAGACAGACACCCAGGAAGGACGACAGUUUUGUUUCCAAGGCAAUGGAGUACAUGUUUGGCUGGUGACAUUAUGCAGUGCAGCCUUGUAGGAGAGAGGGGAAUCAAUGGACAGAUGGAUGAACUAAUUCAUUGCAGUGCAUAUGUAUGCGUGCGCAAGCAUGAGGUGGAAGGUCUUUAUGUCUUUCCCUUUCUUCUUUUAUAAUAGUAUUUUUAAAUGUUUUUGAUUCAAUAAAGGUUUUCUCUGGUUUGAAUUCA
Messenger RNA from Scatophagus argus, 1720 nucleotides. It is a transcript of the gene nup35, whose product is annotated as nucleoporin 35. The record is from RefSeq and is a predicted model, not a curated record. Gene Ontology annotation, cellular component: nuclear pore central transport channel; nuclear pore nuclear basket; nuclear membrane. NCBI's taxonomy places the organism in Eukaryota, Metazoa, Chordata, Actinopteri, Scatophagidae. Gene Ontology annotation, molecular function: single-stranded DNA binding; structural constituent of nuclear pore; phospholipid binding. Bases 665 to 1531 code for a protein of 288 amino acids. The transcript is spliced from 9 exons. Gene Ontology annotation, biological process: regulation of DNA-templated transcription; NLS-bearing protein import into nucleus; nuclear pore organization.